CGCGUGCGCUUUGGAGCGCGAGCCGUAGGAGGAGGCGGGAGCUGAGGAGGCGGUGGAGGGGGCGGGUCGCGUCCGGCGCCACGUCCGCAGCCAGAGGCCGCCGUCGCAAACCGUGUCUUCUGGCUCCACAGCCGGAGGAGGCGUCUGCGGAGCUCGCGACUGCCCGAGGCUGUGCCCGCCGCUCAGGCCGCCUCGCCCUUCCUCGGUGCUGCCCGCUCCUUCGCCCGGCCCCGGCGCCGGCCCCCGACCCAGCGGUGAUCAUGAAUCAGACAGAUAAAAAUCAACAAGAAAUCCCAUCAUACCUUAGCGAUGAGCCACCAGAAGGUUCAAUGAAAGAUCACCCACAACAGCAACCAGGCAUGCUGUCCCGUGUGACUGGGGGUAUCUUCAGUGUUACAAAGGGAGCUGUUGGUGCCACCAUUGGUGGCGUGGCUUGGAUUGGUGGAAAGAGUCUGGAGGUGACCAAAACAGCUGUUACAACUGUGCCUUCCAUGGGAAUAGGGCUGGUGAAAGGGGGCGUGUCUGCUGUGGCUGGAGGUGUUACAGCUGUCGGGUCUGCUGUUGUAAACAAAGUGCCCUUAACAGGAAAGAAAAAAGACAAAUCUGACUAAAAUAUGGAGAACACUUGUUCUCCACAGCAUUAUGAUGCCAGUGGCAUUGAAUUGCUAAAUUAUGGACUACAACCAAGUCACCGGUUUUGGACGUUUAUCUUCUAACUGCUGUGUUGAAAGUAUUGAUGACUGACUGACUGGCUUUUGUCUAAAAAGAAGAGACCAAUACUAGCACAGUGUAUGAAGGUUUCUCAUACUUAAAUUCCAGCUUUUUAUCUGGUAAAAUGUUACACUUAUUCAGUUGUAACUGAAGAUACGGUGUAUUUGAAUAUUUACUAUAUAAGUCUUUCAGUUUAACUAAAAAUGUGAAAGUUGAAUUUAGUGGAUGAUCUUUACAGUUCCAUAUGUAUAAUGUGCCAGGUAACUCAUUUGCCCCUUAAGAAGGGAACCUUGAACUACAUAAACUGUACCUUUGAUGUGCCUAAUAGUUUCAGAUGUUUUAGUUUUUUUUUAAUAACCAUAGUUGAUUAGACCAAGAGGCAUUCUUUUAUUAUUUAAGAUGGUAAAAGUAGCAGGAACUAGAGAAGGUUAAAAGAUUCAUGGUUUUGUGAGUAUUAACCAUCUUGUAUUAGACAUGCAUUAUAUUAAUUUAAUCAUUGAUGCCUUACAAAAGAAAACAUCUUUUCUGAUACCCUGAAUAUGUGCAGUUCUUAGGAUUAUUAUUAUAUAUGGAUUCUUUCAAAAGUUGUUUGUGAAAUUAGUUUUCCCUCAAGAAUCUCAGGAUUAGUGGGGUAAAGGCAUUUCUUGCUCUCAGCAGAUAAGAUAGUGCUUGUUAACUGUCAGCAGUUACACCAAAUUGUACACUUCAACCUGGGUUCAUGCUCCAUCAUUAAUAAACCUUACAGUGCCUAAGGAACAUUUCUUUGCUGGUCAGAAGCUAUGUUAAUAGAGUUUCAUAUUAAGGAGGAACACAUAAAUCAUUUUAAGUUCUUAAGAAUUAUCUGAAGCAUCCAAGAUACAAAAAGAAUUCUUCACACCUAUUUUGUCCCAUGUGCUUACAUACUCAGUUGUGCCCAACUCGUUGUGACUCCAUGGACUGUAACCCAUCAAGUUCCUUUGUCCAUGGAAUUUUUCAGGCAAGAAUACUGGAGUGGGUUGUGAUUUCCUACUCCAGGGGAUCUUCCCAAUGCGGGGAUCAAACCCGUGUCUCCUGCUUGGCAGAUGGAUUCUUAACCACUUGUGCCACUGGGGAAGCCCCAUUUUGUGUCAAGGAUGGCUUAAAUUAUUAGCAGUACCCCUUUUAAAAAACACAGUAAAAGCAACUAUGGAUAUGUGACUUGAAUGGAAUGGGCUCCAUAGAUUAGUUCUGAAGAUUAAGGAUAUUGAUAAGUGCUAUCGAUGUUUGACAGGCUUUUAAAAUGUUAUCUUACAGUCCUUUAAAGCAGCAGUAGACUUUGUAUCAUUUUCCAAGUCAACUUCAGGCAGGGAAUUGAAUUUUUUGGUUACGGAUGAUAAGCGUGUCAUAUCUUAAUAAUGUCUCGUCAGGUUUCGUUCAUUCUAAAAGAAUAUGACUUAGCUAGAAUUCAUCUUUGUUUCAUGUUCAAUUUCAUAAAAAUUUUAAAGUGGAAUAUAUAUUUGGCAUAUCUCUUAACUAAGGGUUUAAUCCAAGUUUGAAAAAUCUUAAUUUUCUUUAACUUAAGUUUGGAAAUUUGCUACCAUUCUGCACUUUUUUUUUUUUUAAAUGAGCGAGGGGAAGAAAGGAGAUGAUACUCUUAAGUCAGUAAGUCAAAAUAGCACUCCUGAGAACUUAAAUCACUCCAACACCCAAAGCUUAAGUGUUUGUUUGCAAACCCCUAAGAGUUUUACAUUAAUAAUGUGGAUCAACAAAAGGAUAAGAACAAAACUUUUAAAAGCUUUUAUAAAUACCAACAGGGAUUUAUGCAAAUCCAGUUUCCUGAACCUUUCUACGAUAUACAAAUCUGGCAAGUCAUUAAGGAGUUAAUGAGAAAUUAAAUUGGCAUUUAUUUCAUCCAGUAUGAUUUAUCUGUUGGUAUAAAGAAAGAAAAUGAAGUCGCUCAGUGGUGUCUGACUCUUUGCGACCCCAUGGACUGUAGCCUACCAGGCUCCUCUGUCGAUGGGAUUUUCCAGGCAAGAAUACUGGGAGUGGGUUGCCAUUUCCUUCUCCAGGAGAUCUUCCUGACCCAGGGAUUGAUCCCAGGUCUCCCGCAUUGAAGGCAGACGCUUUACCGUCUGAGCCACCAGGGAAGUAUCUGUUGGUAUACUGUGAUCAAAUAUAAUUAGAAACAGGAUUAAAAAAAAAAACUCUGAAAUUAAUAAACACUAAAUGAUCUAAAUAAUGGUAUUGGAGAACUUUUUCCUGUUAUUUGAAAGAAAUUAUUGCUUUGUUGCUAGUUUAUAUUUCUAAAUUAUCUUUAUAAGCUCUGCUGUGCUUUGUACCUGAAUUUCUACAUAUAGACUUUAGUUUACCGUAUGCUUGAAUAUUUAUUUUCAACUUCGCUUGUCUUUAAAAUUGCUUGAGAAAAAAUGGUUGUAAUUAAUUUCUGCUACAGAAAAGCCACCUGGUACAUUUUAUCUCAUCAAGCUUGUUUUAAAUUUUAAACUUAUAACUUUGUUCAGGAGAGGCUUUGCAAUGAUAGCAGAGAACUUGUACAAAUGAACAGUUAGUUGUAGAGGUCUUGUUGAAAUGAACUUGCCAUUUGAUAUGUAAAGCUGUACACUUGAGUCUUUUUCAGUUUAUUUUUGUAGACUAGCAGUUUGACCUGUUGAACAGUACUGGCUAACUUCAAGAAACUGAGGUUGUUGUAUACACCUGGAGGCAUCUGUUAUUCAGCUUAUCUUUUGAGUGGGUAUUUGGCACAAUGAGGAUAAACUUGUGUGACCCACCAGAAUGACUGAUCUAAUAAUGUUGACAUCAUGAAUCCUGUACUUAGUGAAAUGUCAGAUGAAAAUUAUUGAUGAUUGAGUAAAUUUUUUGUGUUAAAGAAAUGGGAAAAGAAUACAUGAAUCUGUUUAAUAAAGCACUAUGAUCUGCAAAA
Molecule: messenger RNA, 3607 nt
Organism: Bubalus bubalis (water buffalo)
Lineage: Eukaryota; Metazoa; Chordata; Mammalia; Artiodactyla; Bovidae
Gene: TMEM263
Product: transmembrane protein 263
Exons: 3
Coding region: 261-611 (116 amino acids)
Source: RefSeq, a predicted model, not a curated record